Thermothielavioides terrestris NRRL 8126 is the source of this 2379-nucleotide messenger RNA. RefSeq lists its product as uncharacterized. Gene Ontology annotation, molecular function: calcium-dependent phospholipid binding; calcium ion binding. The record is from RefSeq and is a predicted model, not a curated record. Gene Ontology annotation, cellular component: cytoplasm. Lineage: Eukaryota; Fungi; Ascomycota; Sordariomycetes; Sordariales; Chaetomiaceae. The transcript is spliced from 3 exons. The coding region runs from base 274 to 2298 and encodes 674 amino acids.
AAGAAAACUUUAAAGAGACCUCAGCGCCCGGCUCUGCGAGGCAGCUAGGGUUUUGCAGAACUUCAGUUUCAAGUUCAAUUGCGUCGCCGACCAGGGUGUCUGAAUCGCCUGUGGCUCGCCAAUCUUUGUGCGAGAACCGUGGAGCGGGUCCCUGCCGCGUUCCGGUUCGGCAAGCGAGCGAUCACCCCGCGUUCCCCGGGCCGAGGCGAGCACACAUUAGUCACCCUGUGACCACACGGCAGCUCGCACAUUCCAUCCUAGCAUUCUCCCGAAAUGUCGCUGCAGGUCGACGACGGCGGCCGCCGCGCCCGGUCCCGAUCUCCAGCGGGCCGCCGCGCAGACGACGACCGCGACCGGAGCCGCACUCGCGUGUCGCCGAAUAUCGUGGACGCCGUGCCGUAUCCGAGCUCUUCCGAGGCCUUCCGGGACCCUUCGUCGACCGCCUAUGAGUACGAGCGGCUGUCUAAGUGGCCGUCUGCGGCCGAGGACGACAGUCCCGACUAUUAUCGCGGGCCGCCGCGUGGGAAGCCCGCGGAUGCGCGCGAGGACCCGGACCAGAACCGCGACCGGGACCGCGGUCGGAACCGAGACAGCGACUCAGACCGCGAGACUACCCGCCAGCGCGCUGACCUCUACCUUCCGAACAAGUACGCCCACAUCAAGACGGUCGAGCCGGGCUCGCCGCGUCAGUCACGCGACUCUGUCCGCGACAGGGACCGCGAGUCCGACAAGGAGCACGAGCGCCGCCGCAAGAAGGAGCAGCUCGAGGCCGAUCUGGCCUACGGCAAGCUGCCUGGCCCAUCCAAGCACGAGCGCCCGGCAUCGCCCCCUGCUGUGACGUACGGAUACGACCAGCCGAAGCAGUGGGAGUAUGCGAAGCCCGAGGAUCCGCGGUACAGCGCGACGCACCUGGACCCUCACGGACCGGGAGCGCGCCCUGCCGGUCGGCCCCCGAGCCCAGGCCCGGCUGCGCCGAUAAAAUCGGCCAUGAAGCGCGACCGGUCGCCGCAGCCGCCCACGGGGCGCAUGUCGACUCUGACCGUGCAGACGCCUCACCACGCCGCCUCGCUCUCCGUCGCCUCGGCCCCAGCCUCUCCGCUCCUGGAAGCGUAUCACGGCACGUACCAGUCCAUGCCGCCCAUGCCCUCACCCAUGCUGCUGCCCACCGGCGCCCCGCACGUUCUUGAGGCCCUCUCGCCCAUCGGCUCUGACGACGAGCGCGCGGGCGACAAGCGCCGCGCCCGGCGCGCGCGCUUCAACGACCCGGCCGACGACGCGGCGCGGCUGGCCAAGGCCCUCAAGGGCGAGAAGCGCCCGCCCGACACGGAGCCGCUGGUGGAGAUCCUGCCUGGGCUGACGCACGACCAGGUCAUGGAACUGCGCGCCGAGUACAAGCGCCUCGUCAAGACGGGGACGGAGCGCAAGGGCGUCAACAUCGCCAAGCACAUCCGCGCGCGGCUCAAGGACGAGGACCCGAACCUGAUGAAGGCGUGCUACGCGACGGCGCUGGGCCGGUGGGAGUCGGAGGCGUACUGGGCCAAUUUCUGGUACCACGGCGACAAGACGCGGCGCGAGCUGCUGAUCGAGUCGCUGAUGGGGCGCACCAACGACGAGAUCCGGCGGAUCAAGGAGGGCUUCAGCGACAAGAAGUACGCCAACAGCCUGACCAAGUGCAUGCGCACGGAGCUCAAGGAGGACAAGUUCAAGAAGGCCGUGCUGCUGGUGCUGGAGGAGCAGCGCAUGGAGGAGGAGGACGUGCACGGGCGGCCGCUGCGCAUCGACUACGACCUCGUCGACGACGACGUGCGCCAGCUGCGCCACGCCGUCCGCAGCGAGAAGGGCGGCGAGAGCCUCAUGAUCUCCAUCGUCACGCAGCGCAGCGACGCGCACCUGCGCGAGGUCCUGCGCGAGUACAAGAACAAGUACAAGGGCGCCAACUUUGCCAAGGACGCCCUGCGCAAGAGCGGGAACCUGGUCGGCGAAGUCCUCGCGCACAUCCUCAACGGCAUCAUCAACAAGCCCGUCCGCGACGCCAUGCUGCUGCACCACGCGCUGACCGCGUCGCGGCGCGACGAGCUGCGCCGCGAGCUGCUCAUCUCGCGCCUCGUGCGCUACCACUGGGACGCCGCGCACAUGGCGCUCGUGCGCCGCGCCUACCGCGAGCAGUACGGCCGCGAGCUGCAGGACGCCGUGCGCGAGGCGACCUCGGGCGAGUGGGGCGAGUUCUGCGUCGCGCUCUGCAUCGUGCGCAUGCCCGACGAUGUGCGCAGGGUCGAGCGCGUCGAUAUCCAUCGGUAGGUAUAGGGCGUCGGCCUGGGGGCUUGGACGGGAGGUGGACCUGGCAGAUUAUCAUGGGUUGGGGGUACGAUUGGAAAUGUG